CUGUCGUUCGGUGUUAAUAUUUUUAGCCUUUGAUCGAUUGGUCGCCGCGAAAGCCUUCAUAUUUUCUGCUCGUUUUUUCCCGGGAUCUCAAAUUUCUCAUUUUCUCUCUCCGAAACUAUGAUGCCUGUGAUCCGAAACACCUCACUUUCUCUCUCCAAAACUCCGCUGUCACUGUUAUGAGAUUUGUCAUUUUCUUCUUUCUGAAACUUACUCCUUUUGUAUAUUAGGGUUUGGAGCUUGGCUCCAUGGCUUCCACUGCGGGUUUGGUGCCCAUAACGAGGGCCAUCUUGUCCCGAUAUUACGAUAAUCACCAUUUCAACCCCCUCUCAGAAGAUGUCCCUCGCCUGUCCGAUGAGCUCCGGGAAUUCUCGAAAGCAUUGCAGGAGGAAGUGCCCCCUAUUGCAGGUGAGGCAAUUUUGGCACAAGAAGCAGAAUCAACUUCUCCCCAUAAAAUUGAUGAGAACUUGUGGAAGAAUAGGGAACACAUUGAAGAGAUACUGUUUCUACUCGAGAAAUCUCACUGGCCAACACAGCUUCAGCAGCAUUCAUCACCUGAAGAUGUGGAGCUUGCUGCCACUCUGCAAAAGCUUGAGGUUAAAAUGCGAAAUAUUUUGAAGACUUUGGAGUCGUUCCAAUCCAAGAACACCGAAAAUGUGUUUAACAUUGUUAUGACAUACAUGCCUCAAGAUUUCAGAGGUACCCUCAUUAAGCAACAACGUGAGCGUUCAGAGAGAAAUAAGCAAGCUGAGAUUGAAGCUCUAGUUAAUUCUGGUGGUAGUAUACGCGAUCGAUAUGCUUUAUUGUGGAAUCAACAAAUGGAAAGGCGGAGACAAUUAGCGCAGCUCGGAUCAGCAUCAGGUGUCUAUAAGACGCUUGUAAAGUAUCUUGUUGGAGUGCCACAGGUCUUAUUGGAUUUUAUACGGCAAAUAAAUUAUGAUCAGGGGCCCAUGGAAGAGCAACGACAACGUUAUGGGCCACCUCUCUACAGCCUUACUAGUAUGGUGCUUCUUAUCCGAUUGUUUUUGCUUCUGUCGUGGGGACGUUUUGUGACAAUCAAAUUACAGAAAGAUAAGGUUGCUGUCUUGGAGCAGGCUGUUGAUGUCUACACGUCAGAAUUGGAGCACUUUCUUAAUUUUAUAGUGGGGGUAUUUGCAAAUGCUCCCUUCUUUAUUUCAGCAGAGGAAGCUGGUGCUGCAGAAGCAAGUAGGGGUGAAGAGUACAAAGAAACAUUGAUUCCUGCUGGGAAAACUUAUGAGAUCUUGUUAGCAGUUGACUCUGUAAACUCUUAUAUUGCCUGGGACUUCUUAGUAACACAAGGGAAAAUGAGUAUGGAUAUUGGUUUUAGUGUGGAGUACAUAAGCCCUUCGGGAAUAACUACACUUAUCCUGCCCUACCAGCGAUAUGAGUCCGACCAAGGGAACUUCUGCACAGUCAAGGCGGGAUCCUACAAGCUCAUUUGGGACAAUUCAUAUUCAACAUUUUUUAAGAAGGUUUUGAUGUCGAGUUUCUCGCUUGGAAUUGGUUACAGAAGUUCGGAUUUCUAUUCCAGAAAAUUGAAAAUGCAGGAAGAAUUUGCGGUACAAAGUGGAUGCUAUUCCUCCUGUUGCAGAACCUCCACAGUUGGAGGUGGAUACUGCUGAGAACUGAAGAAACUUUUGCACUAGUUGAUCAAUGCCUUCCAUGAACUGGUGGGUAUAAUCUAUCUGAAAAGGGUUCGUCAUUUUUUAUGGCAAUUGAGUGGGGUUGCCUUGACAUGUAUCAUUGUUUCAUUUCAUCUCCUCUCUCUGUCUCUCUCUCUCUCGCAAUUUCUUCUUAACUUAUAUUUGUCGUUGUAAACUAUGGGAAUUUCUUCUUAACUUAUAUUUGUUGUUGUAAACUAUGGGAAUGUGGCUACUUUCAUGAGGUCUCACAUUUCAGCUACAUAAUGAGAGAACUUUUGCAGCUGUCU
This is a messenger RNA of Amborella trichopoda, 1948 nucleotides long. RefSeq names its product retinal-binding protein. NCBI's taxonomy places the organism in Eukaryota, Viridiplantae, Streptophyta, Magnoliopsida, Amborellales, Amborellaceae. The record is from RefSeq and is a predicted model, not a curated record.